CCCAUAUCAUGGCGGCCCCCGCAGAGUUCAUCAAGUUCAUCGACGACAAUGCAAACAAGUUCAUUGCUCGUCUUGGCGAAGCCGUCGCUAUCCCCAGUGUGAGUGGGAAUGGCGCGCAUCGCCCGGAUGUCUUCAAGAUGUCUGCAUGGCUGGAUGGCCAGCUGAAGAGCCUUGGUGUCACGACGAGCCUUGUCGAUCUCGGCAAGCAUGUCAUGGAUGGCGAGGAGCUGCCGCUGCCACCUGCGAUCUUGGGCAGGAUUGGCGACGACCCAAAGAAGAAGACGGUGCUUGUGUACGGGCAUUAUGAUGUACAGCCGGCAGAGAAGAGCGACGGCUGGGACACAGAGCCCUUCAAGCUCGUCGUCGACGAGAAGACAGGUCGCCUCAUCGGCCGCGGCUCGACCGACGACAAGGGCCCCAUUCUCGGCUGGCUCAACGUCCUCGAGGCGCACAAGACGCUCGGCCUCCCCCUCCCCGUCAACUUGCGCUUCUGCUUCGAGGGCAUGGAAGAGAAUGGCUCCGAAGGUCUCGACGACCUGAUCAAAUCCGAGACUGCCAGGGGCAACGACGGCUUCUUCGGCGGAGUCGACUGCGUGUGCAUCUCGGACAACUACUGGCUGAACUCGCGCACGCCCUGUAUUACGUACGGGCUGAGGGGGCUCGUGUACUUCAAGCUGACAGUGUCUGGCCCGACGAGGGACCUGCACUCGGGCGUGUUUGGGAGGAUGGUGCACGAGCCGAUGACGGACCUGGUCCUGUUGAUGAGCAAGCUCGUAGCGCCUGACGGGACGAUCCUCGUACCAGGCGUCGAAGACCUAGUCUCGGCUGCCGAUGAAGAGGAACGCGCGAUCUACGAGAAGCUCGACUACUCCGUCGAGGACGUCAAUGAUGCCGUCGGAGCCCCUAUCACCCUCUCGGACGACAAGGUGACGGUGAUCAUGGGUCGCAUGCGCAUGCCCUCUCUCUCGUUGCACGGCAUCGAGGGUGCGUUCUACGGUCCAGGCGCCAAGACUGUCAUCCCCGCCUCCGUCUCCGGAAAAUUCUCUAUCCGGAUUGUCCCUCCGCAGACCCCAGAGCUGAUCGAACCGCUCGUCAUUCAGUACGUCGAGCAGGAGUUCGCCAAGCUGAACAGCAAGAAUAAGCUCAAGAUCGAGAACCUGCACGAUGGACGGCCGUGGGUCGCGGACUACAAGCACUGGAACUAUGAGGCCGCGCGCCGCGCGACGCAGGCGGUCUACAGGCGCGACCCGGACCUCACGCGUGAGGGCGGCUCGAUCCCGGUCACGCUAACGUUUGCCGAGAGCUUGGGCGUGAACGUGUUGUUGCUGCCGAUGGGCAGGGGAGAUGAUGGGGCUCACUCGACGAACGAGAAGCUUGACAGGUCGAACUUCAUCGAAGGGAGCAAAGUUUUGGGCACCUACCUGUACGAGGUCGGGGCCAUCAAGGCAUAGACAUGUACAACAACACAAGGGUGUACGAGAAGGACAGAAGAAGUCGUAACAAUGCGCACUGUAUCGAAUCCAAGUCUCCUUGCUUGUAUCAAUCUAUCAUUGGUUGCUG
Molecule: messenger RNA, 1560 nt
Organism: Dichomitus squalens LYAD-421 SS1
Lineage: Eukaryota; Fungi; Basidiomycota; Agaricomycetes; Polyporales; Polyporaceae
Product: CNDP dipeptidase
Exons: 7
Coding region: 9-1451 (480 amino acids)
Biological process (GO): proteolysis
Molecular function (GO): metallodipeptidase activity
Source: RefSeq, a predicted model, not a curated record